Molecule: messenger RNA, 3204 nt
Organism: Amphiprion ocellaris (clown anemonefish)
Lineage: Eukaryota; Metazoa; Chordata; Actinopteri; Pomacentridae
Gene: ppp1r3ab
Product: protein phosphatase 1, regulatory subunit 3Ab
Exons: 4
Coding region: 6-2945 (979 amino acids)
Biological process (GO): regulation of glycogen biosynthetic process
Cellular component (GO): protein phosphatase type 1 complex
Molecular function (GO): glycogen binding; protein phosphatase 1 binding
Source: RefSeq, a predicted model, not a curated record
GUUGAAUGUCAGUUGCCAGAAGCAGAAGCGCUGCAGUUCAUUUCCCACUGACUCUCACAAAGAGCUCCAUGGAGUCCGUGGGACUACCGAGCCUUUCUGGGGCCUCUAGCCUCUUAGGAGUCCCAGGCUUCUGCUCCUUGGAUGUGGACGAGGAUGAAGGCGACGUGGUCAUCGGCAUCAGGCCCAAAUCCUCUCCUCUCCCACGGAGAAGGAGCUCUGCCACUGAUGAUGACUCAGAGCCUGAACCUCCCCCAUCUGGCUCCAGGAGAGUGUCCUUUGCAGAUGCCAAAGGCCUCAGUUUGGUUCAAGUAAAGGAGUUUGGGACAUGGGAUGUACCCAAACUGCCAGGAUAUGAGUCCUCUGAGGGUGAAGGCACAGAUGUGGAGGAAUUUUUCCUCUCACCUUUAACUUUCUCUCUUCCAUGGUCAACUCAGGAGCUGUUUGCCAAAGUCCGGGAGCAGAAAGUGGAGUUGGAAGCAAUCGAAUUAAUUCCAGGGACCACAAUACUAAAAGGAAUUAUCCGUGUCCUCAAUAUUUCCUUCAGUAAGGCGGUAUAUGUCCGAACUACUUUGGACACCUGGUCGAGCCACUUUGACCUACUAGCCGAGUACGUUCCUGGGUCCAGUGAUGGUCUGAUGGACUGUUUUUCGUUUAAGCUUACCUUAGUGCCCCCAUUUGGAGAGCAGGGAGCCAGAGUUGACUUUUGUCUGCGUUAUGAGACUCCUCUGGGGACAUUCUGGUCCAACAAUGACAACAGGAACUAUGUGCUGUUUUGUCAUCAGAAAAUAAAAACAGUGAGAGAGAAACCACAGAAGGAGAAAGUGAAUAAGAAAAGCUGCCUAAAGACUGUCAGUCAGAACUUCUCCUCUGUGGAAAACAUUUCAGCAACGGAAGCUUCAUCACAGGAAAAUAUUUCAGCAGAUGUGUCAAACAGUGGAAGAGAGGUGGACUCUAUGAAAACCAAGAAAAACUUUGAUGGUCAAUCAGUAACAUCAGAAGAACAUAGACAGAAAUUGAUGAUCGAGAACAGACAGAACAGCAGUCGAAGAAGUCGCAGAAAAGCUGCACGGAUGGCUCGAGUCAGGGACCACUUUGCUCAAAGAGAUGGAGGAGCGAGUGACACUGAAAGAGAAGAGUCACCUCCAGAAAUAAAACAGGCAGCUCAAAAAGAAACCCCAAAGGAAAAACAAAUAGAUGUUCAGUCAUUUUCUGAUGGGAAGAGCACUACAGAAGGUUCUCAGUUUGUUUCUGAAUCUGUGGAAAUGUGCAGCGAACCUCUCCUCAAUGUUUUACGUGAUACGUCACCAGCACAUGACAGCAUGUCUAACACUGAGUCAGAGGAAUCUGAGAGCAUCACUGUGGCUGACUCAGCCACAUUUAAAGGAGGUGAGAGUGUCACAGAUAUCCCAGACAGCCCGCUGCAUUCAACUGAUGAGUCUGGUCCUGCAGAACAGCAAAAUAUCAAUGACGUUAUCAUCAAAGCUGAGGAAAGCAGUCAGAACCAAGGCACAAGUUAUGAAUCUACCAGCAACACAGCAACAGUGAGCAGUGAAAACCUGGUUAGCCAGACCAACAGCUUCACAUUUGGAACUGUGGUGGCUCCACUGUAUCAUCAGGUGUUUGGCAGAGUGGGAAGUGAAAGUCAGAGCACAGGUGACGGGGGAAAUCCUAUACAGGCUACUCUGAAUACUGCAGACCUAAAUGCGCACACCAAAAUAAGACAGAUUAGCUGUAUUGAUUCAACAGAUGCUACAAGUAAAGAUGACAACGUUCAAGUAAAUUUGAUAAAUAAUCAGGAAUCCAGCCAUGAAUGCUUAAAUGCCACGCUAAUUUGUCCUCCUACUGAAGAACAAGAAACAAGUUUUAAUGUGUCAGCAAAUGAAGUCCUGGACUGUGCAGAAACUACACAAGAUCCAACUGGGAUAGAAAAUACAGACCACAGUACAAAUGCCUCUGAAAAUUCAACACCUCUUCUAGGGGACACAUUAGGACAUCCUGAGAGGGUAAACAUGUUAAAUAAAGAUUUGUUGAAUCCACAAAUACACACUGAGAGUUUACAUCUCCAGGGAGAAGAACAGGAAGACAAACUAACCCCUGACCUCCAAAGCCAAAUCACAGGAGAAACACCACAGAGUCAGCUGCCAGAGCCCACUUGUAAACAAAUUGAAACUAAUCUUGCUGAAACACUUGCAGAAAGUGAAACACAAGAAGUCAAGAUCAGUCUACAGUCAUCGUUUAUAUUACUUCAACCUUCUCAGAGUGACCAUGUCGUUAAAGAGACAGAGCAACAGACCAGCAGAAGAGGAGAGGAGGAGUGUGUGGAGCUAAACAGUGACCACAAAAAUGGACAGACUGAGACUAUAUCAAAAACCAACACAUCUCCAAAGGCGGAUAAACUAUUGGAAGCGUUACAUGAUGUGAAUUCGAACCACAUUGAUAAUUCAGUUAAAAAAGAACCUGAGGAUAUUGUUGUGCCUUGCCGUGAACUUGAGAAAAGGGAUUUCACAACACUGGAGACAUCUCUGGAAACUCAGGAUAAAACUAAUAACAUGGAAAAAGCUAAUAAAGGGACGUACAGGUUACAUAAAGGUGAAACAGAACAGCCCACUGACAAGGUAAUUGGUGUGGUAGCUGAAUCCAUGACAAAAGCAACGAUAAAUGAGUAUGACAGACAUGGUGACAUGUUGGUGGGACUCAAAGAUGAAGAAUCUUUGGAAGACAUAGAGCAUUGUGAAACAGAAGCUGCUGUUCCAAAACAGGAUGUGGCUUCUUGUUUGACAGUCAUUACUGAGGCCAAAAACUGGGAAAUGAUGGUUGAAGAGGAGGAAAAUAGCAUAUUAACAAAUCAGGAGGAGUAUGAGCCAAUUAAUUUAAAAACAGGCACUGAAGUAAUCGAGAGAGACACUACAGAGGAGAAAAAGAGGAAUUUAUGGAGGAGAUCAUAGCUGCAGGAGUGCAAAAGUACAAAGCUGAUAAUGCCGUGAGGUUAGAGGACGAGGAAUGGAUAAGAAAGGAAGAAAUUGCUGAGACUGUGACUGGAUUAGUUCAUGUUCAAGUCACAGAGAUGGAAAAGAAGCUUGAAGAGGAAGAACGAGCUGAUGAAGAGAGAACAGAGGGACCAAAGGAGACAGAGGUGCAGAAGGAAAAAUACUUUGCAGAGAUGCAUGAGAUCAAUAUCGAAAGUGCAAAUGUGAAAGAAGAAAA